GCAGCGUAGCGUGAGAAAAGAAGACACUAUUGCUUUGGGCCCAAUUACCUGACCCUAAUCCUUCCCUCUCUCUUUCUUCCAUUCCUAACAGAAAUUUCUUUUCCUCUUUCUAUUGCCUUCUUCUCUUCUUCCCCAUUUUCAUUAUCAUUCCCAUUUUCCGCCUUUCUUUCUACUUCUCUUUCUUCCUCCUUUAAUCCUUCUCCGCUCUUCUUAUUGCUUCCUGAUUCUUCUCCGCCGCGUCUCCACGUUUUCCGCCGAUUUUCCGGUGUGAAUAGGCAGAGAAGAAGUUAGAGAAUUUGAAGGAAUUGCGCAUCUUGUUUCUUUUGAAGCUGUGGCAUGCUGUAACCCAAGAUUGAAACAAGCGAUCAUGUCACUAAAGAGCCAGGCCGGGGAACUACUUAAGUAUCUUGUACUAUCAGAUCCUGUUGUACCAUAUAUUUCCAUUCCCGCAGGCGUACUUGCUAGCAAAUUGGUCUAUGAUCUUACUGAUAUGAUAAGCAGUGUUUACUUCAAGAGCUAUUCAAAUCUUUCUAGGAUUCAGCGGGUGGAGUGGAACAACCGGGCAAUGUCAACUGUCCAUGCCAUUUUCAUCACAGCAGCAGCAUUAUACAUGGUGUUUUUAUCAGAUCUCUAUUCUGACCAAUAUUUUGGCCCUAUUACCUUUCGUAAUUCAACAAUAUCUACAUUUGGCCUGGGAGUGUCUGUCGGUUACUUCAUAACCGAUCUCGUGAUGAUCCUUUGGUUUUACCCUGCAAUUGGUGGAAUGGAGUAUGUGAUACACCAUCUUCUUUCUCUCUUAGCUGUGGCCUAUGCCAUGUUGACUGGUGAGGGGCAGCUUUACACCUACAUGGUUCUCAUCUCUGAGACAACUACCCCUGGGAUCAAUUUGAGAUGGUACCUUGAUACAGCUGGAAUGAAGAAGUCAAAAGCAUACCUCAUAAAUGGAAUUGUUAUAUUCUUCGCGUGGCUGGUUGCGAGAAUUCUGUUGUUCAUGUACAUGUUUUACCAUGUCUACUUACACUUGAAUCAGGUUUUGCAGAUGCACGUUUUUGGGCAAUUUUUGGUGUUCGUGGUUCCAUCGAUAUUAUGGAUCAUGAACUUGACGUGGUUCUCUAAAAUAUUUAGAGGAUUGAAAAAGACAUUGGCAAAGAGGCAAUGAAAACCCAAAUAGUCUAUACAUACUAUUUGGAGCCAACCAGCAUUGUGAUGAGUGACAUAAAAGGGAAGGUAGUUCAAAUUAUUAAAAGCUUCUCUUCUCUGCUUCCCCUCCCCCCUCCCCCCACUUUGUACAUCUCCAACUUUCAUAAUUUGUACAAUUUCAUGUUAAAAUUAAGUACAUAGAUAGCCAUUUCUACUAGGAAAAAAAGAAAAGAAAAAAAAAGAAAAGAGAAGAAUUAGCAUAAUUUUAAUGUCAUUAUGAUUGUUUAUUGUAGAUUAUAGGAAAAGGAUUUCUUCUUCUUCUUUUUCUUUUUUCACUCCUUAAUUUCAUGCCUUGCUUUUGUUGAUAA
This is a messenger RNA of Cucumis sativus (cucumber), 1508 nucleotides long. RefSeq names its product TLC domain-containing protein 4. Gene Ontology annotation, cellular component: membrane; endoplasmic reticulum. Gene Ontology annotation, biological process: lipid homeostasis. Lineage: Eukaryota; Viridiplantae; Streptophyta; Magnoliopsida; Cucurbitales; Cucurbitaceae. The record is from RefSeq and is a predicted model, not a curated record. The transcript is spliced from 10 exons. The coding region runs from base 368 to 1159 and encodes 263 amino acids.